Messenger RNA from Ooceraea biroi (clonal raider ant), 2593 nucleotides. RefSeq names its product kelch like ECH associated protein 1 (gene Keap1). Lineage: Eukaryota; Metazoa; Arthropoda; Insecta; Hymenoptera; Formicidae. The record is from RefSeq and is a predicted model, not a curated record. Gene Ontology annotation, molecular function: protein binding.
AGAAAGAGAGAGAGAACAGACCGCACACACUGACGAGACGAUAACAACGACGACGCGACGCGAGGAUGAUGGUGUUGGAAUCUCGCCGCUGGGAAAGCUUCCGUGGUCACGUGCGUCGCGAUGCCAUGCGUAAAUUGACGCUGCGCGAUUACGGUGCUGUUUAUUGCGCGCCGUAAUGUGUAUAACUCGGUAGUGUCACGAGAUUUUCGGGGGCAGGUACAUGUCACGGCACUGCUGAUCCACGGCUGCGAUUCCCCCUUAUCUCACUUUAAUGGAUGGAGAGAAAGAUCGCCAGCAGAAGACAGGGACUUGGGGCAGGUUCCAACCGCGGAACAAUGCGCCGCCGGGUUCGCCGCCGCCCGUCGUAUCAGGGGAAGAAACUGAUUGGGAGGGUAUGUUCAACACGGAGAGGCAGAAGGGGGACCUCGGCGACAUGACAUUUCACAUGGCGAAUUAUCUGAAGGACGCGAUGAAGAUGAUGUUUAUGAUGCGCAGCCACCACAUGCUGACCGACGUGAUACUCGAGGUCGGCACCGAACUGUUCCACGCGCAUAAAGUCAUUUUGGCAGCAGCUAGUCCGUACUUUAAGGCGAUGUUCACGGGAGGACUGAAGGAGUGCGAGAUGACGAGGGUGAAGCUCCAGGGUGUCUGCCCGACGACGAUGGCGCGUUUAAUGUACUUCAUGUACACCGGUCAGAUCAGAGUUACUGAAAUUACAGUGUGUUCGCUGCUGUCAGCAGCUACCAUGUUCCAAGUCAGCAAUGUGAUAGACGCGUGUUGUGUAUUUCUGGAGAGGCAACUCGACCCCACGAACGCCAUCGGGAUCGCCAAUUUCGCCGAGCAGCACGGCUGCCAGGACCUCUACCACAAGGCGAAUCAAUUUAUCGUGCAGCACUUCAACCAGAUAUGCCAGGAGGAGGAGUUCCUGCAGCUGUCCGCCAUACAGCUGGUCACGCUCGUGCGGAAGGACGAGCUGAACGUGCAGGAGGAGCGAGAGGUCUACAACGCCGUGCUCAAGUGGGUCAAGUACAACGAGGAGGCGAGGCGGCCCAAGAUGGAGCACAUCCUGCACGCGGUGCGCUGUCAGUACCUCACGCCUAACUUCCUGCGCGAGCAGAUGAAGAACUGCGACGUGCUGAAGAAGGUGCCGGCGUGCCGCGAGUACCUGGCGCAGAUCUUCAAGGAUCUGACGUUGCACAAGAAGCCGGUCGUGAAGGAGCGGACGCCAAACACGCCGCGAGUGAUUUACAUCGCCGGCGGUUUCCUCAAGCAAUCGCUCGACGUCCUGGAGAGCUACAAUGCCGACGACAAAACGUGGUCGCAGCACGCUAAGAUGAGCGUCUCGAGGUCCGGUUUGGGUGGCGCGUUCCUCAAGGGGAUGUUCUACGCGGUCGGCGGCAGGCACUUCUCCUCACCGAGAAGCAGGUACGACAGUGACUGGGUAGACAGGUACAAUCCAGUGACGGAUCAGUGGCGACCGUGCAAUCCGAUGUCGGUGCCGAGAAACAGAGUCGGGGUUGCCGUGAUGGACGGCCUGCUGUACGCCGUGGGCGGCAGCGCCGGUGCCGAGUACCACAACAGCGUCGAAUGCUACGAUCCAGAUCUUGACACGUGGACCAGCGUGAAGCCGAUGCACAUCAAGAGAUUAGGCGUGGGAGUAGUGGUAGUAAACAGAUUGCUCUACGCUAUCGGCGGCUUUGACGGCAAGGACAGGCUCAGUUCAGUGGAGUGUUACCACCCCGAGAACGACGAGUGGACGAUGGUGUCGUCCAUGAAGUGCAGUCGCUCGGGUGCCGGAGUGGCUAGUCUAGGUCAGUACAUAUACGUUAUAGGCGGAUACGACGGGAACUCGCAGUUGAACUUGGUCGAGAGGUACGACACGGAGCACGACGUCUGGGAGAACGUAGGCAGUAUCAGCAUCGCCCGCAGCGCGCUCAGUGUCACCGUUCUCGACGGCAAAUUGUAUGCAAUGGGAGGAUACGACGGCGAGGCGUUUUUGAACAUAGUAGAAAUUUAUGAUCCGGCCAGGGACCAGUGGGCUGAAGCAGUGCCCAUGACGUCGGGGAGAUCCGGCCACGCCAGCGCGGUGUCGUACUAUCAGUGUCCCAUACACUGCGAUCACUUAGAUUACAAUAUCUCGUUGGAGAAACCGCCGUCGUGAUGACGCAACGCGGUGUGAAGCAACGCUCGAAGGCAACGGUAACCGAACGUCAUCCUUUCAUUCGCGAGGGGAGUGUACAAAGUGAAAAUGAGAUGGUCAUAAACAUGGAAGACGCCUGAUUAAGGACAAUCACGGGUGAUCGACGCGUAUCUGUGGAAAUAGACUGAGAUGUUACAUAAUAAUAGUUAGACGCGACAUGUGCAAUCGAACCGGACCAAGUUUCAUCGGCUAGAACAUUGCCACUAACUGAGAAAGGACGCAUUCUCAACAAGGCGGAGUAAACCUUUGUUUACUGCGACCUUUAGAGCUAUCGAAGGACCAAUUCACGUCGUAUACCAUUACAUUUUUAUAGUUUCAUUGCUUUUUAAUUGUAGACGACUCUGUAAUUAAUAUAAUGUACAUACUUACGUUGUAAGAAAAUUAUUUUUAAAC